Molecule: messenger RNA, 595 nt
Organism: Carassius carassius (crucian carp)
Lineage: Eukaryota; Metazoa; Chordata; Actinopteri; Cypriniformes; Cyprinidae
Gene: bncr
Product: bouncer
Exons: 1
Coding region: 39-500 (153 amino acids)
Source: RefSeq, a predicted model, not a curated record
AAACUUCCUCCUGAAAAGCUGUUUGCUGCAGUCCAGUGAUGUGGGUUUUAUUGAACGUAAUGGACUUUAUGGUGAUCUCUAAAGCUGGUCACUGCUGGAUUCCAGUUCUUGUGCUCCUGGUUCUGUGUCUCUAUCAUCCUGCUGUCCUGUGUGAAAACCUCUACUGUUACUACUGUCCUCAGACGUCCUUCAACAGGAGCUGCAGGCACAUUCUGUCUGAGUGCCGCCCGCAGGAGCUCUGCUUCACUGCCCACGGCCGGUUCGGACAUGCACCCGUUCUGUUCUCCAAAGGCUGCAUGUCGCAGAGAGACUGUGUCCGAUCCAGCAGUCAAAUGAUCCGCGGGAACAACAUUAGCUUCACGUACUCCUGCUGCGGCCGUCCUUACUGUAACUCGAGCUGGCGCUGUGAUCACAGCCUCGUGCUGCUCACGGUGUCUGCUAUCACUGCGAGCAUCGUGACGGCCGACUGGACUCGAGCUGGACUCCUGAUGCCCAGCUGAGAGAGACAUGGACCGAACACGAGGUGUUUGAAAAGGCCUUUUAUGUCAAGUUCACUUUUAACUGUGCCUCAUUAAAUUUUAUGUGUUAGUUUUAA